CUUUCCUCUGUGUGAAGUUGAAUUAUUUUUCCUCCGUACUUUUGUUUUUCUCCCGACAAACAUCAGGUCUCACGUUGACUUCAAGGCUCAGAGAGUCACUCGGUUGUUUAUCUGCGCCAAGUGUGUGGCGAUGAACACGUGAGCAGGUCACAGAGCUGGCAGACACCUGAAUUAAAGGUUGGAGGGAGGGGGAGGAGGAUGGAGAGGAUAAGGAGGAGGAGGAUGAGGAGGGAGCAGACAGUCAGUGGAGGAGCACAGACUGAACAGACGGACCAUUCUAACAGGCCGACGUAAAAAAAAAAAAAUCAUCAUGCCGAGGAAUAGUGAUGUGGCUAAAACGGAAGAAGGUGAGAAGAGGAUGAAGAGUAUUUUUUUAAGAGAGAGAAAAAACUGCACAGAAUUAUAAUCAAUUAAUCCUGGAAAAUGGAGUAAAAAAAAUAACCAGGUGUUUGUCGUUUGCAGUUGGGAUAGAAGUAGACGCAGAAGACAGCGACGGUGAGUAGGUUUCAUUUACCUCAGAUGAAAUAUUCUUAGUCAAGAAUUGAUAGUCAAAGAAUAACUAAAGAAUAGCUGAUAAUUAGCCCAGGUAUAACAAAAACCCAAUUUUGCUUAAAGUGCCUGAAAAUUAGACAAUAUCUUAGCUAAGUAAUUAUCCAAAAGGUGUCGCUGUUUCGUCCUUCGUUAACGUAGAAUCUGAUCCAAACGUCUGAAAAUACAGCAGGUGACACCAUGUACGUUUCACUGUGUGUGAGUGUAGACAGCGCCAGCCACAGGCGAAACAACAGAAGACAGGGCGCAGGACGAGGAGGAGCUAAGAGCAGAGGGCGGGGCAAAAAGCCGGCCAGUGACGAAGAGGAGGAUGAAGAAGAAGAAGAAGAUGACGGUCCACGAGGUCGACGCAGCAGAGGAGCAAACAAGAAGAAACCCGCGAAGAAACGUGGAGAUGACGACGAGGAGGAGGGAGACGAGAGUGAGGAUGAAGGCCCCAAGAGGAGAAGAGGAGGAGCGGGGGGGAAAGGAGGAGUUAAAGGAAAGAAAGGAGGCAAAGCGCAACAGGACAGUGAUGGUGAGGAGGAGAGUGAUGACGGGAAAGGGAAGAAGGGAAAGAAGGGAGGAGCAAAGAAAGGAGGGAAGAAGGAGGUGAAUGACGGUAAAGGUAAAAAAGGUGACGACAAGGGAAAAGAAAAGAAAGAAGACAAGGACAAGAAGAAAAAGAAGAAAGGAGACAGUUCUUCCGACUCCAGUGACUCUGAUGGUGAGGAGGAGGAGUCAAUGUCAGAGGGAGAGAUGGCCAAGCUGAUGGAGGAGGUGGAGGAGAAAAAGAAACUGAUCGGGAUCAUCAGAAACAAACCCUGGAGGAUGAAGAAGAGACUGACAGAGUUCAAAGAAGCUCAGCAGUUUGUGGAUAAGUUUGAAGGAGCUCUGGGUAAGGGUAAAGGCAGGAAAUGGUACGCUUACAAGGUCAUGAUGACAAAGAAAUGGAUCAAGUUUCAGCGGGACUUUGAGAACUUCAGAACUGCCUGUAUUCCCUGGGAGAGGAAGAUCAAAGAAGUGGAGAGUCACUUUGGCUCCUCCGUGGCUUCUUACUUCAUCUUCCUGCGCUGGAUGUACGGCAUGAACCUGGUUUUGUUCGGCUUCACGUUUGGUCUAGUGGUCAUUCCCGAGGUUCUGAUGGGCCUGCCUUAUGGUUCCAUUCCCAGGAAAACAGUUCCCAGAGCAGAUCAGGACACGGCUCAGGAUUAUUCUGUUCUCAUGGACGUUAAUGGCUACUGCAAGUACUCUGUAUUGUUUUAUGGUUACUACAACAGUCAGAGGACAAUUGGUCUCCUGAAGUUCAGACUGCCCCUAUCCUACUUCAUGGUUGGGAUUGGAACCUUUGGCUACAGUCUGAUGGUCGUCAUCCGCACGAUGGCCAAGAACGCAGAUGUCGGUGGUGGCGACGGCGAUGAAGGAGAAUUCACAUUUGCCUGGAAGAUGUUCACCAGCUGGGAUUAUCUGAUUGGAAACGCCGAGACGGCAGACAACAAGUACGCCUCCAUCACCACUAGCUUCAAGGAGUCCAUCGUAGACGAGCAGGAGAACCAGAAAGAUGAAAACAUCCACCUUCGCAGGUUCCUCAGAGUUCUGGCUAACUUCCUGAUCAUCUGUAGCCUCGGGGGUAGCGGCUACCUUAUCUACUUCGUGGUGAAAAGGUCGCAGGAGUUUGCAAACAGAACCGACCUCAGCUGGUAUGAGAAGAACGAGCUGGAGAUCAUCAUGUCUUUGCUGGGUCUGGUCUGUCCUCCUCUGUUCGAGACCAUUGCAGAGCUGGAGGACUACCAUCCACGGAUUGCCCUCAAGUGGCAGCUGGGGAGAAUUUUCGCCCUCUUCCUGGGAAACCUCUACACCUUCCUGUUCGCACUGUUUGAUGAGGUCAACACCAAGCUGGAAGAGGAGCAGUCCAUUCAGAACGCCUCCAUCUGGGCCAUAAAGGAGUACUACGCCAAUUUCUCACGAAUGAUCAACGACUCAGAGGUCACGCCUCCACCUAUGGACCCUGCUGAUGUCAUCAGGGGACCCUGUUGGGAAACGGCUGUAGGCAUUGAGUUUGUGAAGCUGACCGUGUCAGACAUUCAGGUGACCUACCUGACCAUCCUGAUCGGAGACUUUGCCAGAGCGGUCAUCGUCCGUUUCCUCAACUACUGCUGGUGCUGGGACCUGGAGGCUGGAUUUCCUUCGUAUGGAGAGUUUGACAUCAGUGGAAAUGUCCUUGGUCUGGUCUUCAACCAGGGGAUGAUCUGGAUGGGGGCCUUCUAUGCUCCUGGUCUGGUUGGUAUCAAUGUCCUUCGCCUUCUAAGCUCCAUGUACUACCAGUGCUGGGCCGUCAUGGCCACCAACGUCCCCCAUGAGCGAGUGUUCAAGGCAUCCAAGUCCAACAACUUCUACAUGGGUCUGCUGCUGCUCAUCCUCUUCCUCAGCCUCCUGCCGGUUGUCUACACUGUCAUGUCACUGCCUCCCUCCUUUGACUGUGGACCCUUCAGUGGAAAGACGAAGAUGUAUAACGUCAUCAUGGAGACCAUCGACCUGGACCUGCCGGCCUUUGUGGGAUCGCUGUUCAGCUACGCUGCCAAUCCAGGGCUAAUCAUACCAGCAGUGCUUCUCAUGGUACUGGCCAUCUACUAUUUGAACUCCGUGUCAGAGGCCUACAAAAACUCCAACAUGGAGCUAAAGAAAAAGAUGCAGAUGGCUCGGGAUGAAGAGAAGAACCGUAGGAACAAUAUGGACAGUACCAACCAGGUCCUGAAAGACCUGGAGGACCUGCUGCCAAACCGCUCUCUGGCUCCACCUGCUGUACCACCUGAGCCAGAAAACCCACCAGAGCCAGAACCAAGGCCCACAAAGACCAGACCUGGUAAAGGAGUGAACCUGCAGAAAGACGUGGCUCUGGCUUCACCAAACCCCAACAGUCAGAGACCAGUGAACCGGGCCCCGGGUCCCAGACCAGGACUGGAACCUGGAGCAGGACGAGGACGUGGCAGAGGGCCGCCUCCAACAUAAUGACCCUCCCACCGUCCCUUGUAGUCAUUCUCAAAAUGCAGAAUCUGAUUCAGAAAUAUUUGAUUAAUACUAAUAAAGUAGGAGGAAAUGAAAGGCCGAAAAAAAUCAUUAUGCCAAUUAUUAGUACUGUUGCAUUUAUGGUUAUGGCUCUGAACUAAACCUCAAUAAAAUCAAGGAACUGCAAUUGCAUAAAUUAAUAUUAAUGUUCCAAAGAAUAAAACAAAUACAAAAUUAUGAAAGUAUUUAUUUAGCACAUUCCAACAAACUUGGACCCAAUUUAUGUGUACAAUAAAUGAUUAUGUACAGGCCUACUGGCCUACUGAAAGAUUGUAAAAUUAAAUGUUGUGCUGCUUUAUUCC
Cynoglossus semilaevis (tongue sole) is the source of this 3896-nucleotide messenger RNA. It is a transcript of the gene tmc2a, whose product is annotated as transmembrane channel-like 2a. Gene Ontology annotation, cellular component: plasma membrane. The transcript is spliced from 18 exons. The record is from RefSeq and is a predicted model, not a curated record. Gene Ontology annotation, biological process: vestibular reflex; detection of mechanical stimulus involved in sensory perception of sound. The coding region runs from base 730 to 3537 and encodes 935 amino acids. Gene Ontology annotation, molecular function: mechanosensitive monoatomic ion channel activity. Lineage: Eukaryota; Metazoa; Chordata; Actinopteri; Pleuronectiformes; Cynoglossidae.